CAUCACGAGUGUCUGCCACAAAUACAGCACAUGGUCCUGGCUGGCAGCUGUUUUUGCAAGAGGACACGACCCGAGAACCAACCUCCGAACUCGGUUACACGCCUUACACCUCAGUGGAGCUGGUCACUGUGAGCCUCUCACAUACUUGAAGUGUAUAUGAGCGAAGACGGACAGAAAGCACUGAACUGUGAAUUUGAGGGCUUUUGAACUAAACUAUAUUUCGAUAAACUUAGUUUGCUGCAUCAACCAAGAAGCAUGUCGACAAAUCAAGUUAAAAGCUGCCCUAUUCCCACCAGGGUGCUUACCCUGAAGGACUGGUCUCAGCUACCCGACUGCUACAGCCAGACUCCCGGGGGUACACUGUUCUCCACCACGCCCGGAGGCACCCGCAUCAUCUAUGACAGGAAGUUUCUGUUGGAUUGCAGAAACUCUCCACUUGCCCGCACCCCACCGUGCCUCCCCCAGAUCCCAGGGGUAACAUGCCCAGCAACUCACACUGUGAGCAAACUGCAGGAUGUCAAAGAGGAGGUGGAAGAGGAAGAGAAGGACAUUGCGGCAGAUGACAACCAGUUUGAGAUGGACAUCUGAGUUUUACCUCCUAUGGAGAGUUGAUUAAAAAAACAAAAAAAAACUCAAUGGUCAGUCUUGACCGUAAAGCAUUGCAAUAAAGCUUUUUGUUCACUUUUUGUUUUUUAAACAAAGGCCAUGGAACCAAAAAGAAUGAAAGCUGAGAAAAGUAGGGUGUUUUUGACCCUAAAAAGUGUGUUUCGCUUGGACAUGGUACCAAAUGGUUUAGUUGCUCACUUGAGCAGGAUUUGGGGGGAACCUAAUCUUGAUUUCACUUUUUUUUAUCUUUUGUAUAUAUUACAAUGUAUAAUGUAACUUUUUUAAGUUGGUGAAUAAAGAUCAUUACAUUAAGAUAUGUACAUCAGCCUUUUCACUGCAGGUUUCCUUUUUUUCCCCCACCCCUUGAAUACAUACGUAUAAGACUCUGCAAGUGUCUCCUUUCUUUUGAGGGUCAGCGCCUAAAAACUGCCCAGACUGUUUGUUUUUUAUUUUUAUUUUUUUAAUGGAGAAAGGGAUUAACUGUGAAUAAUUCCAAAUAAAGGCUGGUCAAAGUGU
Doryrhamphus excisus (bluestripe pipefish) is the source of this 1122-nucleotide messenger RNA. It is a transcript of the gene eif4ebp3l, whose product is annotated as eukaryotic translation initiation factor 4E binding protein 3, like. The record is from RefSeq and is a predicted model, not a curated record. NCBI's taxonomy places the organism in Eukaryota, Metazoa, Chordata, Actinopteri, Syngnathiformes, Syngnathidae. Gene Ontology annotation, biological process: negative regulation of translational initiation. Gene Ontology annotation, cellular component: cytoplasm. Gene Ontology annotation, molecular function: eukaryotic initiation factor 4E binding.